Molecule: messenger RNA, 1495 nt
Organism: Setaria italica (foxtail millet)
Lineage: Eukaryota; Viridiplantae; Streptophyta; Magnoliopsida; Poales; Poaceae
Product: zinc finger protein 1
Exons: 1
Coding region: 425-1198 (257 amino acids)
Molecular function (GO): DNA-binding transcription factor activity
Source: RefSeq, a predicted model, not a curated record
GCAGUCGAGGCUAAGUUUCUCCUCCAUCCGCCAGCUAGAGUUAACAACCCCAUCACUCCUCUUCCUCUCUUCCCUCUUCCAUAGCUGGCAGCUACUCCACUCUACUCGUUUCUCAGUGAUCUCCUCCGGUAGUACUUCAUUCCUCACACGUGUCGUCAUCCGAGGCGUGGAACCGAGUUGGAGGCAUCAUAUCGAUCGCCAUCCGCUAGAGUGUUUGACCCCGGGACACUUCCUCAUCCAUCCCGUAGUAUCAAGCUAGCUCGUAUAAAGCCACCACUCCCUUGCCCUACUCUUCCACUCACUAUCACUUCCACAAGCAACUGCUCCCUUCUUCUCCUCCUCCUCUCUAUUUGCUUUCGUGGCUAAGCUUGCUUGCUCACCAAGUGCUGGAGAAGAAACACAGCUGCUUGGGAUCGACCGAUCGAUGGCGGUCGAGGCGGUUCUUGACGCGGCGGUGAUGCCGUCGCCGAUCAGCAGCAGGCCGCCGGAUGUGGCGGCGGCGACGAGCAGCGAGGAGGAGGCGUCUUCCACGGCGCGGGAGGGCGCCGAUGGGUGGGCCAAGCGGAAGCGCUCCAGGCGGCGGCGGCAGCAGCUGCUGCAGGGCGCGAUGCUGCCUAGGGAGCCCACGGAGGAGGAGUACCUGGCGCUCUGCCUCGUCACGAUGGCGAGCGGCCGCCGCGACGUUGCGGCCCCCGCGCCGCCGCCGCCGCAGGAGCUGCACGCGUGCUCCGUCUGCGGCAAGGCGUUCCCGUCCUACCAGGCGCUCGGCGGCCACAAGGCCAGCCACCGCGCCAAGCCUCCGGUCUCGCCGGCCGGGAGCCUGAUCCGGGACGAGGACGCGAAGCAGCACGCGGCGCCCGCGCCAGCGCCGGCGCCGUCCUCGUCCGCCGAGGCCAAGGCGGCGGCGCACGAGUGCAACGUGUGCGGGAAGGCGUUCCCGACGGGGCAGGCGCUGGGCGGCCACAAGCGCUGCCACUACGACGGCACCAUUGGCAGCGCCGCCGCGCCCGCGCGCUCCGCCUCGUCGUCCGCGGCCACCACCCGCGUCUCGUCGACGACGACGGCUGCCGGCGGCUUCGACCUCAACCUGCCGGCGCUACCGGAAAUCCCGGAGCGGUGCGCGGCGGCGCCGGAGGAGGAGGAGGAGGUGCUCAGCCCGAUCGCCUUCAAGAAGCCCCGGUUCAUGAUCCCGGCUUGAUCUGUUGGCGCUGAUCAAGCAUCAGCUUGAUUUUUUCGGUGAUUAGUUAGCUCAGCUCAGUUAUACUUGUUGAUAGCCUGGGUGGUGGUGGUGAUUGGUGGAAUUGGUUUAUUUGUGUACAUGCAUAGGCACUACUGUUCAUCAUACAUAGUCUUCAUUGUUCAUUAUUUAGGUAGCCUAUAGGGAAUAGUAGCUAGAUAGUCAAAGGAUCGAUUCUUUCAUUGGUGUAUAGUACUGUGCAUAUAGGAUAUAUGUAUGUAUAUAAAUAUAAUAAAAUCGAAUUAAAGUGCGUGUGUA